Molecule: messenger RNA, 1596 nt
Organism: Yamadazyma jaroonii
Lineage: Eukaryota; Fungi; Ascomycota; Pichiomycetes; Serinales; Debaryomycetaceae
Source: the annotation of a GenBank genome assembly
AUGACACAAAACAAUUCUGAAGGAUCAUUUGAGGAUGUUAUUGGUGAUGUUUACAAUCUCCUUGUCAAGGCCGAUGUCGAUACCCCCAUUUUGAAUAUAUCUAUACCCAAAAAGUUUAAAGAAACAGAUCCUCUCAGGAUUUUAGAAUCAUUUAAUCAAAAAUUCCCAGGUCCUUAUGAUGGUACCACAAUCAAUGAUAAUUUCCAAGGUGGCAAAUAUAAAGAAUUCUACCAAUUAUAUCACGAUAUCAAAAUAGCUUCUUCUAUAAAGAUCAAAGAUUUAAAGAUGGGAAGUGAUGAAUAUAAUAAUGUUGAUUUCUUCUAUAAAUUCGCUAGUGAAUUGAUACUUAGAGAAAGUGGAUUAUUGAAAGCAAGUCUUUUGAACCUCAAAAAAGAUGAAAAAUAUUCAGAAUUGGAACAACAAAUAGCACAAGAUUUUGAAUCUAUUUCAUAUUCGUAUACCUCGUCAAAUGGUGAAGUUAUUACUGAUAUCACUGAAAUAGAUAAUCCCAAUGCAUCAGCAUUCCAAAACUCACAUCAAUAUGGAUUAUCAGUAUCAAACCAACCAUCAAAGAUCAAAAUACCUUUAUUUACCUCAUCCAUUAAGAAGUCUGAAUUAGAUACUAAAUUAACUAUAGUUCCUGGAGAAUUAGGAUUAUCAAAGACCAUUCCAUUAUUAAAAGAUUCAGGAUCAACAGGAUCAACUUUUGAAAGUGUCAAUUUUCAAACCAGUAAAAUAUCAUUACCAACUUCCAAACCUACUACUAUUUUAGAAGGAUUUCAUGUUUUGAAUUGGUUACCUGUUGGUACACCUGAAUGGUUGGAUUAUAAAAGUAAAACUUUGCAACCUCCAGUGGAUUCUAAAUUGGUGUCCGAUCAAGACGAAGAUUUAAGAUUGAUAUCAUCAACUAAUGAGAAUGUUAAAUCAUUUGCUCCAACUUUUGAUUCCAAAGGAUUUGGAAUUCCAAAUGAUUUAAAAGCCAGUGUUUGGUUAAGUAGAGUUGGAGUUCAUAAGAUUGAUGAAUUAAGAAAACAAUAUUUCCAAAGUGUUGGUAUUGAAGUCAAUCCAAUCUCAUCAAAGAAUGAUGAACCUAAACCUGUUGAAAAUACCACAUCCGAAGAUUCAAUUGUUAAUGGUACUAAAUAUGUCACAUCUGAAGAAUUAACUGAUUAUGAUCAAACUCAAUUAAUUCCAAUUAAAAAUUUAUUGGAAUGGGAUCAACAAGAAAUUGAUACUUUGGAAUCAUUGAAGAAAGAUAAAUCAUCCAUUGAAUCAUCAAAAUCUUUACAAAAAUUGAUAACGAAAGAGUUAUUGAAAUUAAACAAAUUACGUCAACAAAGAUAUGCCAAUAGUACUCCUAAUAAUAUCUUGGCACCUGAUAAUACUGAAAAGAUCUUAUACAACAAGAUAACCAAAUUAAUUUCAUUGACCAUCAACUUAUAUAAAGUUUCCCCCAAUAAUUUACCCCUCGAAUUCAGUAAGAAGGUUCCAGUUUUAAUGUCAGAAUAUUCAGGUACUUUACCAGGUAUUGUUACCAGUAAAGCUAAGCAAAAUAGAUUACCAAACUUGAGAGGAUCGUUCAAGAAGAAACGUUAG